AUGACAGAGCGUGCCGUCUUUGCGAUGAGGACACUCUUUCCAAAUAUGAUCUUAUUCAGCACAUUUACCAACACCUAUCAUAUCGAAAAUAUCAGUGUGCAUCCUGUACGGAACGUUUUUACAGCGAAGAAGAAAGAGACCUUCAUUGCAUCGAGACAGGACAUUUUCAUACCCAUGAGAUAA
This is a messenger RNA of Cooperia oncophora, 183 nucleotides long. The record is from the annotation of a GenBank genome assembly. NCBI's taxonomy places the organism in Eukaryota, Metazoa, Nematoda, Chromadorea, Rhabditida, Trichostrongylidae.